Mucor mucedo is the source of this 3495-nucleotide messenger RNA. RefSeq lists its product as uncharacterized. Gene Ontology annotation, molecular function: calcium-activated cation channel activity. The record is from RefSeq and is a predicted model, not a curated record. The transcript has 4 exons. Bases 51 to 3449 code for a protein of 1132 amino acids. Lineage: Eukaryota; Fungi; Mucoromycota; Mucoromycetes; Mucorales; Mucoraceae. Gene Ontology annotation, cellular component: plasma membrane.
CUUUUCUCUCUCUUUUUCUCUUUCACACCUUUUCUGUUAUUUUGCACUGAAUGAGUGUAUAUGUGCCUUUUGAUGAUCAAAGGAAGCAGGAUGCAUCAUUCACAAUCAAGUCAAUGGGUAUCCAGCUUGGUAUCAAUUUAGGAACUGCAAUCGUUGUUAUGAUUGGAUUCAGUUUAUUAAGACCUAGAAAUAGUUUGGUUUAUGCACCUAAAGCAAAAUUUUCAACAGACAAAAAUCGACCUCCUUCGAUAGCACCGACAGGCUGGCUUUCCUGGAUCAAACCAGUGUUUAGGGUCAAAGACGAAAUUUUAUUACAGCAGAUUGGAUGUGAUGCAGUGCUCUACAUUCGAUUCGUCCGUCUGUUACGAAAACUUUUACUCUGUAUGAGUGUGAUUGGCCUCGGUGCCUUAAUACCUGUCUAUAUCAUUGCCACCAAAGAAACUGGUGAUUGGCCUCCUGCUGCUGGUAGUAUCGAGAUUUUAUCUAUUUCAGGCAUCAAUUCUCAAAAUGGAAAAUUAGUAGAAACUCCCAAUACGGUGUGGUAUUGGGCUCCAUUCUCAGCGACAUGGGGAUUCUCCAUUCUCAUUGCUUACUUUAUGUACCGUGCUUCUUGUGACUAUAUCGACAUGAGACAAUACUAUUUCCGAUUACCCUCUAAUGAAGCCACCAUGAAAUCCUUAAUGGUGAGCCAUAUUCCCAAAAGUAAGCAGACUGAUCAAGAUUUGAAAGUUUGGAUCGAGUCUACACGCGCCAUUCAGCAUCCCAUCAAGGACAGUAUGAUGGGUCAUCACAGUAACAAGCUAUCUGAAAUAUAUGAAAACCACGAAAUUGCAGUACAUCAAUUGGAAACUGCGUUAGCCUCUUAUUUGAGUGAUGGUAAAAACACCGAUUCAAAGAAGCGACCAACGGUGCGCGUGGGUGGCAUGUUUUUUGGCUUAUUCGGUGGUAAAAAAGUGGAUGCGAUUGAACAUUAUACCAAACAAGUCGCUGAACUGGAUGGCGAGAUCAAAAAGUUGAGAAAGGAUCAAACCAAGACAGCACCCUAUGGUUGGAUUUCAUUUGAUAAAAUCGAAUAUGCUCAUCAAACCGAGCGAUCCUUAGAGAAGUGGUUAAAAAAGACAGAUAACGAAGAUGUCUUUCAGGUUCGACUUUCACCUACACCUACCAAUUUGAUCUGGAAUAAUUUACCGAUGAAUGAGAAGGCUAGGAAAUCAAAGCGGUGGAUUGGACGUAUUAUUUAUUGGGUAUUUGUGUUUGUUUGGAUGAUCCCAAUGACAGCUUUGUCUGCUACAUCCAACGUGAUUAAUUUGAUUCGAUUAAUUCCUAAUUCGGCCUCCUUCAUUGAGUCGCAUCAAGUUUUAAUGGGUCUUAUUCAAGCCUAUUUUACUCCUAUUGUGAUGGCCAUUUUCUUUUACUUGUUGCCCAUUUUCUUUCGAUUUUUAUCAAAGCAACAAGGCUAUUGGACUCAAACAACCCUGGAUCGCAAAGUGCUCACUAAGCUUUAUGUGUUUUUCAUCAUCAACAACUUGUUGGUAUUCACACUGACAUCCAUGUUAAUUGGUAUUUACGGGCAGAUCCGUGCAUUGAUUGAAUCAGGUUCGUUACCUUCAGAUACGUCCAUUUCUGGUUACGUCAUGCAGAUUGCACGAAAUAUCUCAGAGGUAUCUACAUUCUGGAUCAAUUUUGUUUGUUUGAAAUCUUUGGGUCUGACGAUGGAUCUUGCCAUGUUGGUGCCACUCAUCACAAUCACUGUCAAGAAGUUCUUGACCCGGCCUAGUCCUAGAGAAUUAAGAGAGAUGGCGAAACCACCCGAGUUUAACUUCCCACAAAAUUACAACCUGUUACUCUUCUUUUUCACAAUUGCGCUUGUGUAUUCUGCUAUGUCACCCUUGAUCUUACCGUUUGCCUUGAUUUAUUUUACGGUGGCAGGCAUGGUUUACAAAUACAUGUUGAUGUACGUAUAUGUCACCAAGAUUGAAAGUGGAGGUAAAAUCUGGCCAGUUUUAUUCCAAACCAUCAUGACAUCCGUCAUUUUUUUUCAGGUCACAAUGAUCAUCAUGUUGGUGCUGAAAGGGGGUAAUUUACAAGCGUAUAUUUUGAUUCCUUUACCUUUCAUGACGUUGGCUUUCCAAUAUUUCUAUUAUCGUCGUAUGCAUACUUUGGGAUCUUACUUGAUCGGCUCGGAUUCCAAUUUACCUAGUAAUUAUAUCGAUGAAUCUUUCCUUGGUGACGAUCAUCAUGCUUCUGGUAAAAAGAAACCUGCUGCUAGUAAAAGCUCAUUACGUGAUCAAUUCCAGGACCCUGCAUAUCAUGACAAACUUUCAACUCCUACCGUGCAUGAAGAUGUCAAACAUUUAUUACAAAAAGUGUAUCGUAAUUCCACCCCUCCUGCUGCAACUUCACAUGGUAACUCGCAACAUCGUCACAAGGUUAAUGAAACAAUUGAAAUGGUCCAGAACUAUAGUAAAAAUAUGGCACAUGAUAUGGAUCUUGAUCAACAGAAAGGGUUUAGUCACAAACAUCAUAUUUAUGAUGCUGGUUGUCCUAUUCAAUUUGAGACUGUGACAGAAGAGGAUAUCUUAGAGGCCGAAAGUGAAGAUGACGAAGAAGAAGUCACUCAAGGUCAAAGAGAAAUGGCGCAUUAUGCUAAAGACGAUGAGGAAGAUAUGUCUCUAACCAAGUCUAGUACGUUUGCAUCAUCUCAUUAUGCAGCCUCUUCCUAUUACAAUAAUAAUUCAGAUACCACACCUUUGCUUCAACAACAGCCAUCCGCUCCCCCGCCACUUCCGACUCAUACUUCUUCGGAGAGGUUUUUAACUGCACCGCAAACACGUAUGCCCUCUACUAAUAAUCGAAACAUUACAUCAGAAUAUAUCGAAAUGUAUUCUUCGUUUACACCUAAUGCAAGUGGAGUCAAUAUUGCAAACCGAUCGGAUUUGAGAGCAGUAUCUUUAGAAGAGUUUGGUACCAAUGACCCCGUUGAGCCACCUUUGGCUAUUGACAGAAAACGCCAUACGAUGCCUUAUUCUACCGAGCAUGAAGAUACGGAUCGUCAUUUAUCACUUCCUAAUAUGUACCACCCUUCUUUAGCUUCCAUGGAUUAUUUGUCGGAGGAAGAUGAGGACGAUGAAGAUAUUGAACAUGCGGUGAGUGGGAAAGCGGUUGAACUGAAGCGACAACUUUCUGCACCUGUUGUUCGUCGUCGACAUGAAAAUAUCAAUACGGAUUUAAAGAGACAUAAUACAGUACCUUCCAAAUCUCGACAAGUGAUUAAUCCAUUUGGUGAUGAAUAUACAGAAAGUCCCGUUGAGUACGAAGAAAAAAUCCUGGUGGAAGACGAGGACGAACAAGAAAUAGAGAGACCUGUGAAUUAUCACCGUAUCGUGACUGAAGAAUCAUUUGUGGAUAAUAAACGACAUCCCACCAACCAAAGAAACAACAAUGUAUAAAUAUUAGUAAUUUAAUUAAUAAAGUAGAAAUCCUUGAUAUAACAAA